Messenger RNA from Magallana angulata, 2479 nucleotides. Its product is annotated as lysophosphatidic acid phosphatase type 6-like. The record is from RefSeq and is a predicted model, not a curated record. Bases 33 to 1472 code for a protein of 479 amino acids. Gene Ontology annotation, molecular function: phosphatase activity. NCBI's taxonomy places the organism in Eukaryota, Metazoa, Mollusca, Bivalvia, Ostreida, Ostreidae. The transcript has 11 exons. Gene Ontology annotation, biological process: dephosphorylation.
AUUUAUAAACUUGUUCGAAAUAACUCUGUCUCAUGUCUUCCUCAAGGAAGAAAGUAUUGUAUUUGACUGUGGGCGGUUUGUCCUUUGCAGGUGCAUUGGGGGCAUGGACUUAUUUCAAAAGAAACGCCUACGACGAUGACGACGUCAAGCCUGAAAAGGUGGCAACAAAAGUGAAGAAAUCGGACCUGAGGCUGAAACAGGUGCAGAUUAUAUUCCGCCAUGGAGCCCGAACGCCCAUACAUCUCAUCCCCAAUGUCGAGGAGGCAACAUAUGACAGCAAGAAAUGGAAGGCCAUUUAUCCCAACACUUUGUAUGACUACGAGGUCUUAAAUGUAGAUGGGGGUCCACAACCGGAGUCUAAGUAUCAGGCUCACUACGAGAAGUUAGGCUUACUGAAGGGAGGCUGUCAGUAUGGAAUGUUGACCUAUUUAGGACAGGAACAGACCCUUAACCUGGGGAAGCAACUAAGAAAGGCUUAUAUAGGCAAGAGUCCAGGGAAACUGAUGUAUGACUAUGACCCUAACUUAGUAUAUUGUAGGACAACCAAUAUGAACAGAACCAAGGACUCACUACGUUGCGUUCUGGCCGGGGUGUUUGGGGCGGAGAAACUCAAAGAGUAUACGACCAAAACAGGUCAGAAGAUCAAGUUCUACACUGCUACUCAGAGUGACGAGCACCUGUUUCCUAACCCACACACAUGUCCGAUGCUCCGACAGGUUAACAGGGCAGCCAUUGUGGACGGGGUCAACAUACCGGAACUGAAAGAGGACCGAUUGGAGAUAGAGAAAGCACUAGGUUUGUCAGGUUCAGAAUGGAAAACCAAAAUUCACUUCAUCUCCGCCAGGGACGACAUCAUUGCUAGGAAGGCUCAUGGACUUGAGAUUCCAAAGAUACUCGUACCCUAUAAAGACAAAAUCAGCCGCAAUGCUGUGAAGAUGUUUACUUAUUCUUUUACAGGACAACAUGAGCUACAAAAUGACAUUUGUCUCAAGUUAUCAACUGGCAGGACGAUAGCACAUUUUAGGAAUGCUAUUCAAGACUUCCUCUCUAAUAAAAGACCGGUGCGCCUGCACUUAUAUUCUGCCCAUGAUUCCUCCCUCAUGGCUCUUCUACUUGCCUUUAAGCUGGAUUCUAGAAAAUGGCCGCCAUUUGCCUCCAAUCUUGUUAUAGAAUUAUACGAGUGUAAUGUAACUAAAAAGUAUUACGUAAUCGUCAGAUAUAAUGGGCAGGCUGUGAUCAUCCCUAAACUGGUGGAGAAGUAUGUCCACUUCUGGAAGGAGUCGGUCGUCCCGCUGGAGUACUUCAUGAAGUACCUGAACGAGGAGAAGGUGAUGGAGGCCAAGGAGUACAAACGAGUCUGCGAGUCCAACAUACUAGAAAUCAUCUCCGAAGAAAUUGAGAAACGAGAAGAGGGUGUUGUCAAACUGGACGAAGAGGUGGAGGAGAUGACAGACAACCCAGCUGGACUGUAGACAGGCGUGAUUAUUGUUAUAAAAUGGGUGUGGCAUAAGAAAGUGGGCGUGGUUGAAGUAUAAAAAGAGGCGUGGUUGCAUGAUGAGUGACAUGGUUUGAAGAGAAAAAAAUGGGACAUGGUUCCAGCCAGUCAAGCAUAGCUCAGUGAUACAAAGAGUUCUUUGGAGAGAUUAGCUCAGAGAGAACCUUUGUGGAUAUCAAACUUUAUAAUUUUUGUGUACUUUUUUUUUUUGGACAAUCAUAGUCUCACUAAAGCUUUUCUGAAAUGCUUUUAUCAAUUUUGAAUUGAAGAUCCUAAAUAUGUUUACAAAUAUGGUACAUAUAUUUUGAAAGAAUUUUUUAAUCUAUUUUUGUUUUUUAUUUUUUCUUCGUUUGUGACACAUUAGUACUGAAAUAUUAAUAUCUAGUCGCUUUUCAUCUUAAUUUUGUUUUUUGGAAUUAUUGGUGCAUUAUAUUCAGGUACUUUAUCAAAGAUGUUUGCUGCAAAUUGUUAUUUUGAAUAGUAUAUAGGAUAGCUGCAAUAAUGUAGCCCUCUCCUGAUUUUUUUAAGGGAUCAAAUUAUAUAUCGAUCAGUCAAUUUGAUGAAGAAAUAUGUAUAAUUUCCUUAUCUUGAAUUUCAAAGAUUUUCUAAAAUUUUAUUCUCUCACAAAAAUGCAUAGUAAUUAGUUGUUAAAGGUAUUUGAAAUGUUGGCAGUCAGAAAUUUUGUGUCCUUUCUAUUUCGAAAUAGAAUGGACACAAAAAGCUGUGGCUUUUGACAAUGUGGUAUUAAAAGGGUAACUUUGUCUUUUCUAAAAUAUUUCAUUCAUUAAUAUGUAGUUUAUAUAUUUAGCCCAUUUAUUUUUGUGCCAAGCAAUUUUGUCAUCUCUGCUUUACUUAAAAUAUUUAAUACUGCAUACAGGGUUUUGCACACAAACACAUAUACUUUGAUUUAAGUUUACUUUUGUUAUUGAUUCUGAGGGUUGUUUUUUUUUUUUUCGGGGGGGGGGGGGGGGGUGGUUCUGGACA